AUGGCUUCUUCGCUCGUCAGGAGCUGCUCUCGUGCCGCGAGAGCCACCGUCACCGCCUCCGUCCGGUUUAUGAGCAACGUACCGGAGAAUACGGUUUACGGAGGACCGAAACCGCAGAACCCGAACGGGAGAGUGACUCUGACGCAAUUGAGACAGAAACAUCGGAAAGGCGAGCCGAUAACCGUCGUCACCGCCUACGAUUACCCUUCCGCCGUUCACAUCGAUACAGCCGGAAUCGAUGUCUGUCUCGUCGGAGAUUCGGCUUCCAUGGUUGUUCACGGCCACGACACCACCCUCCCCAUCUCCUUAGAGGAGAUGCUCGUUCACUGCCGCUCCGUCGCUCGUGGAGCCAAACGCCCACUUCUCGUCGGCGAUUUGCCUUUUGGUACCUAUGAGUCCAGCUCUAAUCAGGCGGUUGAUACGGCGGUGAGGGUGUUGAAAGAAGGAGGAAUGGAUGCUAUAAAGCUUGAAGGAGGAUCACCUUCGAGAAUCACUGCUGCAAAAUCCAUUGUGGAAGCAGGAAUUGCGGUUAUGGGACAUGUUGGGUUGACUCCUCAAGCUAUAAGCGUUCUUGGUGGUUUCAGGCCACAGGGGAGAAACAUAGCUAGUGCUGUCAAGGUUGUGGAGACUGCAAUGGCUUUACAAGAAGCUGGAUGCUUUUCAAUUGUGUUGGAAUGUGUUCCUCCUCAAGUGGCUGCUGCUGCAACCUCUGCUCUUCAUAUUCCAACCAUUGGCAUUGGAGCUGGUCCUUUCUGCAGCGGACAGGUUUUAGUGUACCAUGAUCUUCUGGGAAUGAUGCAGCAUCCACAUCAUGCUAAGGUUACUCCAAAGUUUUGCAAGCAGUACGCUCAAGUAGGAGAAGUGAUUAACAAAGCCCUCUUGGAGUAUAAGGAAGAAGUAUCCAAACACGUGUUUCCAGGUCCUUCUCACAGCCCUUACAAGAUCUCCUCCAGCGACCUUGAUGGAUUCUUAAGCGAGUUACAGAAAAUGGGACUCGAUAAGGCUGCUUCUGCUGCUGCGGCAUCAGCUGAAAAGAUGGCGUCUUCAGAUUCACCUUCUUCUAAGUGA
Messenger RNA from Microthlaspi erraticum, 1068 nucleotides. NCBI's taxonomy places the organism in Eukaryota, Viridiplantae, Streptophyta, Magnoliopsida, Brassicales, Brassicaceae. The record is from the annotation of a GenBank genome assembly.